Molecule: messenger RNA, 4622 nt
Organism: Tachyglossus aculeatus (Australian echidna)
Lineage: Eukaryota; Metazoa; Chordata; Mammalia; Monotremata; Tachyglossidae
Gene: NPC1L1
Product: NPC1 like intracellular cholesterol transporter 1
Exons: 19
Coding region: 9-4103 (1364 amino acids)
Cellular component (GO): membrane
Molecular function (GO): lipid carrier activity
Source: RefSeq, a predicted model, not a curated record
CUGCAGGCAUGGUGGGGGCUGGCCUGGGGGCUCUGCUGCUCCUGGCCUCCCUCUUCCACGGGGCCCAGGCCACCUUCACCCCGAUCCACCGGGCCGGCUUCUGCUCCGUCUACGAGGAAUGCGGGCGCAACCCCGAGAUCAGCGGCAGCCUGAUCCCACCUAUCGUCCCUUGCCUGGACAACAGCCCGGCCCGCGCCCUGGACGGCGAACACCUGCAGCUGCUGCAGGAGGUCUGCCCGCACCUGGACCGCGGGCCCAGGGCCACCUUCGCUUGCUGCUCGCUCAAGCAGCUCCGCUCGCUCAAGGCGAGCGUGGCCCUGUCCAAGGUGAUCCUGACCCGCUGCCCAGCCUGCGCCGAGAACUUCGCCAGCCUGCACUGCCAGAACAUAUGCAGCCCGGACCAGAGCCUGUUCAUCAAUGUGACCCGGGUGCACACGGACGGCUCUUCCGUGCUGGCCUACCAGAGCUUCUGCACCCGCCGCUACGCCGAGGAGGCCUACUCCUCGUGCAGCGACGUCCGCAUCCCGGCCACCGGCGGCCUGGCCGUGGGCGCCAUGUGCGGCGUCUACGGCGCUGAGCUCUGCAACGCCCAGCGCUGGCUCAACUUUCAGGGCAACCCCAGCAAUGGGCUGGCCCCUCUGCAGGUCGACUUCCACCUGCUGGACCCCGGUCAGGAGCCCGGGGCAGGGUUGCAGCCACUGGACGUCGACCUCUGGCAGUGCCACCUCUCGUACGGCGACACCAUGGAGGCCUGCUCGUGCCAGGACUGCGCCGCCGCCUGUCCGGUCCUCCCCAACCCGGCCCCCCUGAACCCUGGCAUCAGCCGGGUUACCCUCGGCAUCGUGCUGGCCCUGGUCCUGCUGCUGGUGGCCGUGCUGAUCUGCGGCGCGGCCACCGCCGCCUUCUGCUACCGCCGAACUGAGGCCAAGCCGGUCAGCCAGGCCGGCGUCUCCUGCUCGGACCGGCUAAGCCUGUCCACCCACGCCACCCUGGGCCGCCUCUUCCAGCGCUGGGGCACCUGGGCCGCCACCUGGCCUCUGACCGUGCUGGGGCUGGCGGCAGUGGCUGUGGUGGCCCUGGCCGGGGGCCUGGCCCGCCUGGAGUUGACCACGGACCCAGUGGAGCUGUGGUCGGCCCCGGACAGCCAGGCCCGCCAGGAGAAGGCCUUCCACGACCUGCACUUCGGGCCCUUCUUCCGCACCAACCAGGUCAUCCUGACGGCUCCGGGCCGGGCCAGCUACCACUACGACUCCCUGCUUCUGGGCCCCAAGAACUUCAGCGGCCUGCUGGCCUCGGACGUGCUGCUUCAACUGCUUGAUCUCCAGGAGCGGCUGCGGGACCUGCAGGUCUGGUCCGAGCCGGACGGGAGGAACAUCUCCCUCCGGGACUUCUGCUACGCCCCGCUGAACCCGCGCAAUGCCAGCCUCACUGACUGUGCCAUCAACAGCCUCCUACAGUACUUCCAAAGCAACCGCACGAGCUUCCUGCUCACAGCCAACCAAACGCUGUCGGGCCAGACAGGCCAGGUGGACUGGCGGGACCACUUCCUCUACUGCGCCAACUCUCCUCUGUCAUUCAAAGAUGGUACGGCCCUGGAGCUGAGCUGUAUGGCUGACUAUGGGGCGCCCGUCUUCCCCUUCCUGGCCGUGGGUGGAUACAAAGGCCGCGACUUCUCUGAGGCCGAGGCCCUGAUCCUCACCUUCUCCCUGAACAACUACCCGGCCGAAGACCCCCGUCUGGCUCAUGUCCGGCUCUGGGAGAGCCGCUUCCUCGAGGUGCUGCGGGACUUCCGCCAGAGCACCCGGGGCCAGCUCAGUGUCACCUUCAUGGCCGAGCGCUCCCUGGAAGACGAGAUCAACCGUACCACGGCCGAGGACCUGCCCAUCUUUGCCAUCAGCUAUGCUGUCAUCUUCCUCUACAUCACUCUGGCGCUGGGGGAGUACAGCAGCUGGCGCCGUUUGCUGGUGGACUCCAAAGCGAUGCUGGGGCUGGGCGGUGUGCUGGUGGUGCUGGGGGCCGUGCUGGCCUCCAUGGGCUUCUACUCCUACCUGGGCAUCCCCUCGUCCCUCGUCAUCAUCCAAGUCGUCCCCUUCCUGGUGCUGGCGGUGGGAGCUGACAACAUCUUCAUUUUGGUCCUCGAGUUCCAGAGGAUCCCACGCCGCCCCAGUGAGCGGAGAGAGGAGCACAUUGGGCGGGUCCUAGGGAGCGUCGCUCCUAGCAUGCUCCUCUGCAGCCUCUCCGAGAUCAUCUGCUUCUUCCUGGGCGCGCUGACCCGCAUGCCGGCCGUACGAACCUUCGCCCUGACGGCUGGCCUGGCCGUGAUCUUUGACUUCCUGCUGCAGAUGACCGCCUUCGUGGCUCUGCUAUCUCUUGACGCCAGGCGGCAGGAGGCUUCCCGCCUGGACGUAUGCUGCUGUGUCCAGAUGGCAGAUGCUCCAGCCCGGCUGAGGGGCGAAGGGCUCCUGCUCCGCUUCUUUCGCCGGUUCUAUGUCCCAUUCCUGCUGCACCGUGUCACCCGGGUGGUCGUGAUGGUGCUCUUCGUGCUCCUGUUUGGCAUGGGACUCUUCUUCAUGGUCUUCAUUAACGUCGGGCUGGACCAGGAGCUGGCACUGCCUCAGGACUCAUACCUGCUGGACUACUUCCUCUACCUGAACCGCUACUUCGAGGUGGGGGUCCCCACCUACUUCGUCACCACGUCGGGCUUCAACUUCUCCAGCACGGAAGCCCUGGACGCCAUCUGUUCCAGCGCGGGCUGUCAAAACAACUCCCUCACCCAGAAGAUCCAGUACGCCACACAGUUCUCCAAUCUGUCCUACCUGGCCAUCCCGGCCUCCUCCUGGGUGGACGAUUUCAUCGACUGGCUCAACCCCCUCUCAGAGUGCUGCCGCAUCCACUCCUUCGGCCCCAACAAGGACGAGUUCUGUCCCUCCACCAUCAACUCUCUGAGCUGCACCCUGAAUAAGUGCAUGAGACCCACCUCGGGAGUGCUGCGCCCCACCCCCGAACAGUUCAACAAGUACCUGCCCUGGUUUCUCAAUGACUACCCCAACCUCAAGUGUCCAAAAGGAGGCCUGGGGGCAUACGACAGCUCUGUGAAGAUUGGCCCUGAGGGAGAGAUCCUAGCCUCCAGGUUCAUGGCGUACCACACCCCACUGAAGAACUCGCAGGAGUACACGGGGGCCCUGCGGGCGGCCCGCGAGCUGGCGGCCAGCAUCACCGCCACUCUGCGCCAGGUGCCCGGCACCGACCCCAACUUCAAAGUGUUCCCCUACACGAUCACCUACGUGUUCUACGAGCAGUACCUGACCAUCGUGGUCGAGGGGCUGUUCAUGGUGGCCCUGUGCCUCACCCCCACCUUCCUGGUCUGCUGCUUCCUCCUGGGCAUGGAUCUACGCUCCGGCCUCCUCAACCUGGUCUCCAUCGUCAUGAUCGUCGUGGACACCGUGGGCUUCAUGACUCUCUGGGGCAUCAGCUACAACGCCGUGUCCCUCAUCAAUCUGGUCACGGCCGUGGGCAUCUCUGUGGAGUUCGUGUCCCACAUCACCCGCUCCUUCGCCAUCAGCACCAGGCCCACGCGGCUGGAGCGGGCCACCGAGGCCACCGUCAUCAUGGGCAGUGAGGUCUUCGCCGGGGUGGCCAUGACUAAUCUUCCAGGCAUCAUUGUCCUGGCCUUUGCCAAUGCUCAGCUGAUCCAGAUCUUCUUUUUCCGCCUGAACCUCCUCAUCACCAUCCUGGGCACGCUUCACGGCCUGGUCUUCCUCCCCGUGGCCCUUAGCUACUUGGGUCCCGGUGUCAACCAGGCCCUGCUGCAGCAGGAGAAGAAACAGGAGCAGGAGGAAGCGGGAGGAGCCACUCCCUGGCCCGGAGACCUCUGCAGCAGCUCCUUCUCCAACACCGGCUUCGAGGGCGAUGUCAAGCUGGCCGGCGACCCUGCUGGCUCAGCUGGGCCCCCCGGAACAAAGCCCAGGGCAGAGCCGGUGGGGAUGGAGCCCCGGACGGAGUCCACGAGGUAUCGGUCAGGGACGGAGCCUUGGAUGGAGCCAGCGAGGACAGAGCCCCUGGGGAAAGAAUCAGAAGACAAGAAGCAGGCCACCUGCUUCUGAGCUCCAGGUUCCUGGACUGAUGUGUUACGGAUGGUACCUCCUCCAGCUGGGCUUCCGGGCUGCCACUUAAUCCAGCUGGGCUUCCGGGCCGCCACUUCCUCCAGCUGGGCCACCAGGCUGCCACCUUUUCCAGCUGGGCCCCGGGGCCGCCACCUUCUCCAGCUGGGCCCCUGACCUGCCACCUCCUCCAGCUUGGCCCCUGACCCGCCACCUCCUCCAUCUGGACUCCCAGGCUGCCACUUAAUCCAGCUGGUCUCCUGGGCCGCCACCUCCUCCAGCUGGGCCACCGGGCUGCCACCUCUUCCAGCUGGGCCCCCGGGCCACCACCUCCUCCAGCUGGGCCCCUGACCCGCCACCUCCUCCAGCUGGCCCCCAAGGCCUCCCUAAUUCCAGGGCCCCAGGUGGGGGCCAGCAGUUUCUUGACAGUUCCACUUCCACCCGCCUGCCUCCAGCCAGGCCCCCAGGGCCCUGGCCCUACCGCCAAUGGUGAACUCUGGGGACAACUGCUUCCUGGGGGAA